Adineta steineri is the source of this 1983-nucleotide messenger RNA. The record is from the annotation of a GenBank genome assembly. NCBI's taxonomy places the organism in Eukaryota, Metazoa, Rotifera, Eurotatoria, Adinetida, Adinetidae.
AUGAAUUUAACGAUGCAACAACCCAUAACCUAUCCAUUUUAUAUGAGUUCACCUCGUAUUCCAUUUUCUGUACCUUGGUCAACAAAUCCUUAUCAUUACUCCCCUGUUACUCAACAACAUUAUCCUGCAACAUAUCAAACUUCACCAUCAUUACCGCAUGUACCUUAUCCAGCACCAUUUAUUCUUCCACAUCAACCACGACAAGCUCAACCUUCAAGAACUUUACACCCAUCUUCAUCUUAUACAAAUACACGUUAUAAUCAUUUAAAACAAGCUACCAGUCAUUUUACUCGACAACGUUUUACAGAUACAUCAAUACAAUCCCAACGUUAUGCUAUUCCCAAUCAUCAAUAUCGUCCAUCAAAAACAAAAUCUUAUACUGAUUUACAUCAAUUCUUUCAACAAAAUUCAUCACAUUUAUUGAAAGCUCAUUCAUGGCAUGCAAUUAAUCAUUUACAACAACAUCAACAACAACCAAAUUUAAAUAUGAGUUAUGCAAAUGAAAUGCCAUUCAAUCCUCCACCACCACCACCACCUCCUGUCCACCAUCAUCAUCAUCAUCAGCAACAACCACAGCAAUAUGCACCAAAACAAAAGAAAAAAUCCCAUCGAAAACAAUCAUCCCCAUCACCAAAACAAGUACCUGAUCAUGGAAUUGUUCGUAUAACAACAUUAGAUGAAAUGCCAAUUAUGAAUAAUCCAAUAUAUCAAGAAAGUCAAUUAGAUCCGAAUAAAAAUUUAAAAAUAAAUGAUAUAAAUCAUAAAAAUUAUGAUAAAGAAUUAUCUUCAUCUAGUUCUAAUAGUAGUAGUCAUUCAUCAUUACAAAAACGUUUAAAUGGUUCAUUACGAAAUGAUCCAUUACUUACAGCUGCUAUGGAAGAUUUUCGACAACUUCGUCAAACAUCAAGUCGACAAACAUCAAUAACUUCACAUCGACGAGAUUUAAGUCGUGAUAGUCUUUGUUCAAGUUCAACACAUCGUUCAAUAUCAUCGAGAUCUCGUAGUCAUAGUCAAUCAAGUUUUACAUCACUUGAACGUUUAGAAAUUCGACGUUUAAUAAAAACAUUUAAAACAAAAGAUAUUAAAAAUUUAAAUAAUUCUUUUCAAGUAUCAUCAAUUAUUUCAUCAACAACAGAAAAAUUAAUAACUAAACAACAACAACAACAACUUCAAUCAUCAUCAUCAAUGUCAUUAGCAAAACCAAAACGAUCUUCAGUUACUGAAGAAUUAGAUCGACAAUUUCGUAAAAUACGUUCAAAUAAUCCCGAUGAAGAUUUAAUUUAUGUUAAACCUUCAUUAAUUCAUAAAGACAAACCAUUUGAUGAACUUUUAUAUCAAACCAAAAGUCAUACAAUUGAUUCAUCAAAAUUUCAAAAACUCGAUGAAAAAACAUAUGAAAAUCCUAUAUUAAGCAUAUCUGUUCCGCAAAGUAGUCCAAUACUUUCAUCUAAAUCAAAAAUGAAUGAAAUAAAACCUGAAUAUGCUAUUCCAAUAAAACAUAUUUCGGAAGUAAAUCUUCGUUCAAAUAAAAAAGAUGAACAAGUACGUAGUUUUAGUUUUUGUAAACCAAUGAAUGAUAUUAUUAAUGAAACUGAUCAAACACGUCCCGUAUCAAUGUUAAAUUGGUUACAAUAUGGUUUAACAAAUCCACUUCCAACAACAUUUCAACCGCAUAAAAAUCAUAAGAAUCAAUAUGAUAAUUCAUUAGUUAAAGAAAAUAUUUAUGCAUCUGAUAUUGAUGUACAUAUACCAUUAUCAAAUGAUAAAGAUUAUCUUAAUAAUCAAGCAUUAUUAAAAGAUUAUCUAAAAGAAUGUAAAAAUUCUUCAUCAACACAAAAUAAUUCAAUAUUAAAUGAUUUUUCACGUUUAUUUACACGUUUUGGUAAUAAUAAACAUGAACAUAAAAGUAAAUUAAAAACAAAAUUACAUAAAAAUAAUAAUAUCAAUAAUAAUAAUAAUAAUGUACGUUGUUCAAUUAUGUAG